This is a messenger RNA of Gavia stellata (red-throated loon), 1767 nucleotides long. RefSeq names its product SRY-box transcription factor 10 (gene SOX10). Gene Ontology annotation, cellular component: nucleus. Gene Ontology annotation, molecular function: RNA polymerase II cis-regulatory region sequence-specific DNA binding; DNA-binding transcription factor activity, RNA polymerase II-specific. NCBI's taxonomy places the organism in Eukaryota, Metazoa, Chordata, Aves, Gaviiformes, Gaviidae. The record is from RefSeq and is a predicted model, not a curated record. Gene Ontology annotation, biological process: morphogenesis of an epithelium; peripheral nervous system development; enteric nervous system development.
AUGUCUCUCUCCCUUCAGGUCCCCAACCCCCCUUAUCCCUCUUGCCGCAGGCCCUUCCACACUCAGCUCCAGACGAUUGCAGAGAUAGUGAGAAAUAUCCCAAUUAAUCAGGGGCCCCGACCCAUCCCCACCCCCAUCGAUCACGGGUUUUGCGGUGUGCACGGCAAUUGCCUUGCUUGCGCUUUUAUCAAGCGGCCCCUGUCUCGUGGUCAGCUCUUCAGAGACCUUGGAGUCCCUUUCAGAUUUGGUGGUUGCUUCUCCUUUUCUUUCUUUUUCCACCCUCUUUCCUUUCUUUCCUUUGUUUUUGUCUUCCUCCUCCCCUCCCCAGUGAGAAGAAGGACACCAAGAAGGAAGAGAGAGGGCUUGAGAGCAACGAUGGCUGACGACCAAGACCUUUCGGAGGUGGAGAUGAGCCCGGUGGGCUCUGAAGACCACCACUGCCUCUCGCCAGGACCCUCCAUGGCGUCAGACAACUCCCCACACCUCACCAGCUCCGGGAACGGGGAGAUGGGGAAGGUCAAGAAGGAACAGCAAGACUCGGAGGCGGACGACGACAAGUUCCCGGUCUGCAUCCGUGAGGCAGUCAGCCAGGUGCUGAGUGGCUAUGACUGGACCCUGGUACCCAUGCCCGUUCGGGUCAAUGGAAGUAACAAGAGCAAACCCCAUGUCAAGCGGCCCAUGAAUGCCUUCAUGGUCUGGGCACAGGCUGCCCGGAGGAAAUUGGCUGACCAGUACCCACACCUCCACAAUGCUGAGCUCAGUAAGACCUUGGGGAAGCUCUGGAGGCUGUUGAAUGAAAGUGACAAGCGGCCCUUUAUUGAAGAGGCAGAGCGGCUGAGGAUGCAGCACAAGAAGGACCAUCCUGAUUACAAGUACCAGCCCCGCCGGCGAAAAAAUGGCAAGGCUGCACAGGGUGAGGGCGAAGGCCAGGUGGAGGGGGAGGCUGGCGGGGCUGCUGCAAUCCAGGCCCACUACAAGAACGCCCACCUGGAUCACAGACAUCCCAGUGAAGGGUCGCCCAUGUCCGAUGGUCAUCCAGAACACUCCUCAGGUCAGAGCCACGGGCCCCCCACACCUCCUACCACCCCUAAGACUGAGCUGCAGGCAGGCAAAGCCGAGUCCAAACGAGAAGGGCGUUCCCUGGGGGAAGGGGGAAAGCCACACAUUGACUUUGGCAAUGUGGACAUCGGGGAAAUCAGCCAUGAAGUGAUGUCCAACAUGGAGACCUUUGAUGUCAAUGAAUUUGACCAAUACCUGCCACCCAACGGACAUGCCGGCCACCCAGGCCAUGUUGGGGGCUAUGCAGCGGCGGCGGCUGCUGGCUAUGGCCUCGGGAGCGCCCUGGCUGCAGCCAGUGGACACUCUGCCUGGAUCUCCAAGCAGCAUGGAGUCUCCUUGUCCACUGGCACCUCAUCAGUGGUAGACUCCAAGGCCCAGGUGAAAACAGAGGGGUCCACCCCUGGAGGUCAUUACACCGACCAGCCCUCCACCUCCCAGAUAGCUUACACAUCCCUCAGUCUGCCCCACUAUGGUUCGGCCUUCCCCUCCAUCUCCAGGCCCCAGUUUGACUACCCAGACCACCAGCCCUCAGGACCUUACUACAGCCAUUCCAGCCAAGCCUCUGGCCUCUACUCUGCCUUCUCCUAUAUGGGACCUUCCCAACGUCCCCUUUACACUGCCAUCUCUGACCCUGCACCCUCUGUGCCACAGUCCCAUAGCCCCACACAUUGGGAACAGCCUGUGUAUACAACUCUCUCCAGACCAUAG